Messenger RNA from Asterias rubens (European starfish), 3151 nucleotides. Its product is annotated as NXPE family member 3-like. Bases 493 to 2322 code for a protein of 609 amino acids. The record is from RefSeq and is a predicted model, not a curated record. The transcript is spliced from 8 exons. Lineage: Eukaryota; Metazoa; Echinodermata; Asteroidea; Forcipulatida; Asteriidae.
UAAAACGGGGUCUCUCGUGUACGAAUACGAUGGUAAAGUGUCUGCUCGUCAUGUAUAGCUUUGCAAUACUGGGCUAAGAUUCAAGAAUGCGAGUACACCUUCGAUUGAAUAGUUAAUAAUGUUUGAUGGCAGCCAUUUAAACGUCUUUGUGUCCGACGUAUGAUCUUGGCAUAGAAUCACCAGUUGUUGUCAUCUUGGAAUGGACUUGCGCAUGAAGGUGGUGGAGUCCCUGAUGUUAUGACUUUUGAGCAACUCACUUCCAGUUACUUCCGGUUGUCCAGUUCAUCUUCAAAACUAUCCUCCAACAGGCAACCAGUUAUUGUAUGAAUUUACUUGAUGACACAACAUCAUCACUCAACAUCACUGAAGCCAGAUGAAUAUGAUGGUACUUUCAGGCCUCGGACAUCUGUAGGUUUUUGAUACACCUAUACAAGAUUCUUCUAGUGCCUCUUGAAACAUAAUUAAUAUUCUCCUCAGUGUCUUUGUCACAAGAUGAGGGUCACAUCAACUAUUAAUGUGACGAUUAAGGAUGCGGUUGUAGGUCUUCUACUAUUCACCACAACAACUGUAUGCUUAAUCACUCUAUGGAUGAUGUUUCAUGAGUCGGCAAGGUACAUAGAACAGCCGUUUGGUGCCAAGGCGUCUCAUCGGCAGAGCGGCCUUAGUUACUUGAAGAACAUUACGAAGCAAGUGGAGAUCAAACAAAAGAGUAAGCAUCGGAUAAUUGAUCCACCUGUUAAUAUCACUAACAAGUUGAAGAAUGAAGGACCUCUUCAGUUGGAAAACAAGGAAUUUGAUUUUGACAAAAGAAACAAAGACACACCACGAUAUAUGCAUGAGGAGGAGUAUGCAUUACGAUUUGUGAGCAAAUUAACAAGUUACGCCAAAAGCAGUUACAGAAUUGAAGGGAAUCUGAGUAGCUUGAAUCUUGGUGAUGACUUGCACGUGACUAUCCAGGCUAGAGAUAGUAUGGGAAGGGAUCGCGAGGAAGGAGGUGACUUCUGGUUUGUUACCCUAGCAACCAAAUAUAAUCACUCUGGAGCAGCAGGCCGGGUCAUAGACUACGACAAUGGAACCUACACUGUGUACUUUAAGAUCGGAUGGCCAGGUGUCUUGGAUCUUGACGUCACUCUGGUUCACCCAAGCCAAGUCGCUACGGUACUGACUAAUAUUAUCUGGAAGGAGCGUGACCGCGUGGAGUGGACAGCGCAGUUUGAAUCACCCGCUUCUCUCGUGACCAAUCACAAGUGUGUGCUUAGACGUCAAUACGUGCCGCUUGUUAGAGAGUGCACUGUAGCUUACCCAAAGGCAAUUGGACAAACUUUACUGGUCUGUGAUCAACCGGCUGGUGGGGCGGCCUGUGACGGACUGAGCUCCAUGUACAUUAACAGGACUGUCACUGAACAGAGAGUUCAACACAUUACACGCAACUACUUUAAUGUCUUUGCAGGGGACCAUUUCAAAAGACGACUUCUAAAAGGUCCAAGAAAACUUUUAGUGAAAGAUUCUCCGUACAAUCACAAGAAGCUGAUGGAGAUUCACCAACAUCUUCCUGCCUGUCAACCAGAUCUUCCAAAACCACCUCUCAGCCUUGGCUACUGGCGGUCCGACGUAUGGUACUCUCUGGCCUUCAGGACUAAGACGGUCUGGGCAAAACCAAACGAAGUUGGAGAAUGUUUAAGAGGAAAAGAUGUAUACUUCCUUGGUGAUUCAACAAUUCGGCAGUGGCUGGAAGUCCUGUCAGAUAUGAUGGGUGUUCCUUUCAAGAGACAAAACCCAGGGGAAAAGGACAAUAUUUACCGGAGUUUCGACUCCUUCAACACUUCAAUGGCCUACCGAUCACAUCCAUUAUUUAUAACUUCUAAGAUAGAAGGAAAACUCACCAAAAAAUUAGCCUUCGAGAUUGAUGUUUUAGACAGUUUGCAAAGUACAGAGUGUAACUAUGUCGUAGUGAUCAGCUCAUGGGUGCAUUUUACCCAAUGGACCCGUAAUAGUUACGUCGAACGAGUUGGUCUCCUACGCGAUGCCGUCUUAAAGUUAAUAUCGAGGUGCCCGGACGUUAAAAUCAUUGUGACGGGUCCACAUCCACGUGAGCAACCCAGUAAAGAAUCACGGAUCUAUAAUAAUGACUUAAUUGCUCAGCGACUUGGAGAUAUUCUUGAGAAUACUUUCAGUCAGAUAGGGGUUUUAUAUCUCGAUGUUUGGGACUUAAACCUUGCUUAUCCGUCAAGUAACAACAUUAACAUGCCAAGGGCUGUAGUGCAAGGAGAAGUUAGUAUGUUUUUAUCGUAUGUCUGUAGGGGCAAAUCAGACAAAACAUAAGUAAUGUCGGGCUUGUAAACUAUUGAUUUAGAAUACUUUAAGGCAUCUUUGGUUUCACCACCAUCGCAAAAGAAUGGGUGGACAAAAACAUGCUUGGUUAAUACAACAGUUUAAACAUUUUAAAAAAUUAAAACUUUUAAAACCGUUGAAUGGUUCUUCAUUGCUGCACAGAAUACAUUACCUUAAACAAAUUCUUAGAAAUUAAUAGACACCAACUUGCAUUUAAACACAAGGGAUUUCCUAUAUACACGAUCACUUUCGAUAACGAAAAAACACAUGUAAUGCUCGCUGUGUAUUGCUAAUUUAAAAGCUGGUCAAAGUAGCCACUUUUCCGUUCUAUUCACAUGGGACGCGUUGCGAAGUGCUUUCUGUGCAAGAAAGAAGCUCUUUUCCCUGUCGGGGUCUUAAGAAAGUGCAAUCUCUGUGCGGUGUAAAGGAUCUUGGUUAUUUUGUUAGAUAACAGAAUGUAAAUACCCGUAAAAGCAAUUCAGAUAAUGCUAAAUGCUAUUCACAAAGAAAUGUACGCUCUGCUACAAACUUGUUAGCAUACGAUGUAACAUUAAUUAUAGCUUUGCAACAAAAAUGUGAAGAAGGGACACAUGGUAUGUAUAAAGGUCACCUGUAAUUAACCAUUAUCUGUUUUGGCAUAGCCUGCUAAAAACCUUUUAGUAUAAAAUGUUACAUUUUAGCCUGGCAUCAAAAAUAUCUUAUAAGGAACACAUGGUUUGUUUAUGGCCAUUGUAAUUAACCAUUAUGUGACUGUUUGAAUAGCCUGCUGAAAACCCUUUAGCACAAGAUGUUUCAAUUAAACCAACAUGAUUAUUCUUUA